Messenger RNA from Lingula anatina, 1764 nucleotides. Its product is annotated as lathosterol oxidase. Lineage: Eukaryota; Metazoa; Brachiopoda; Lingulata; Lingulida; Lingulidae. Gene Ontology annotation, biological process: lipid biosynthetic process. The record is from RefSeq and is a predicted model, not a curated record. Gene Ontology annotation, molecular function: iron ion binding; oxidoreductase activity.
AUCUACCAGACGAUAAGGAAACCAAAAGAAAUAGCAAAACCAACUAGGCCAGCCAAAUUCCGUUAACUGACAGAACCGUGAACAAGCACCAGAUAAGCAAUAUGGAUCUUGUCCUUGAUGUGGCUGACCGCUUUGUACUGGACAGUGUCUACCCCACAGGGUGGGCAAGAGAUGACCCCUUGCGUCAGAUAAUAAGUCUUCUUCUUGUGGUCAACAUUGGAGGGCUCCUCAUCUACAUAAUCCCAGCCUCUCUGAGCUAUUAUUUUAUUUAUGACCACCGGCUUUUGAAACAUCCUCAAAUAUUGGAGAAUCAAGUAUGGAAGGAAAUCAAGUAUGCGCUGGGCUCCAUCCCUUACAUGAGUCUGCCGACGUGCUCCAUUUUUUUCCUGGAGCUACAGGGGUAUUCCAGGUUGUAUGACAAUGUGGAAGACAUGAAAUUAGGUUGGUUCUACUUACUAGGCAGUGUUGUGACAUUCAUCCUCUUCACAGACAUGUGCAUCUACUGGAUACAUCGCUUCCUUCACCACCGUCUAGUCUACAAAUAUAUUCACAAAGAUCAUCAUCGCUGGAAAGUCCCCACACCGUACGCCAGCCACGCCUUUCACCCUGCAGACGGCUUUCUACAGAGCUGCCCGUACCACAUCUACCCAUUCCUGUUCCCCCUGCAUAAAAUUUUGUAUCUGAUUUUAUUUGUUUUUGUAAAUAUAUGGACGGUGUCAAUUCACGAUGGUGACUUUCGUGUCCCAGAGAAGAUGAAGCCGUUUGUGAACGGUUCGGCACAUCAUAUGGAUCAUCAUGUUUUGUAUAAUUACAACUAUGGGCAGUUUUUCACACUGUGGGAUCGUCUUGGAGGAUCGUUCCGUGUGCCAAGCGCAUGGUCAAAUGAAGGACCCCUCUACGACAUCCUCAGACUGGAGAAGAAGGGUGCAAGUAAUGGAAAAAUGGAUUCUAAUGGCACCAAGAAAGAGAGUUAAAAUGAAAGCUUGUUUUGUUUGCAAAUAUAUCAGAUAGAUAAAUUUAAUGUAACAUUUUAACGUAACAUUUUACAGGAUAAAAGUAUUGUUGAAGUUUUCUGAAAGAAGACAGCAUCUUUGUGCUACCUCCAAUGUUUCUUUUUCGCUGUAGAAAAAUUGUUAAAGGACUUUGGUGCCUUUUGUCUGUGGGCACUAGAUUAGUUGAAAACUUAGCACAAACUUGCGUCUUUCCUGGUAGUUUUAUGAGUUACUGUAACAAUGUUCCAUUUUGUAAGCUCAGUAUUUGCAGUUAGAUGCAAGUGGCAUUUCUAUAACUUCAGUCCUGAGUUAAUUACUAGUAGUUUUAGGGUGUCCUGAACACAUUUGAACAGUCCCAUUCAUAUUUUUAGAUCUAAAUAUCAUGCAAAGCUUCGCCUACCUAUCUUUCACAAUCCAGACAUUAAAAUGGUCAAACCCUUUAAAUAAAGACUUUUUUGAUGUGAAAUUGCCUGCGAUUGUGAUGUGAUUUGGUCCACUUUGCCUUAGUGUCCAAAGAUAAUGAGUCCCGGAACAAAGUACUGAAGCAAGAUCAUAUCUCUCAAAUUCUGUACUUGAGGUAACACAAUUUUCCUCUUCUUAGAAUAGCAAGUUAACUUGCAAGAUAUAGAAAUGUAAAGCAUGAAUGUUUUAGUUAAAAAUGAAGUAAUAUGCAUUUCAGGAAGAGUUAGGAAUAGAUAUGGAAAAGACCUUUGCAGAGUUAAAAUAAUAUACAUUGCAGCGUACCCUACUCAUUUCAGAAACACUAGGUAGC